Molecule: messenger RNA, 372 nt
Organism: Salvia splendens (bonfire salvia)
Lineage: Eukaryota; Viridiplantae; Streptophyta; Magnoliopsida; Lamiales; Lamiaceae
Product: 14-3-3-like protein
Exons: 1
Coding region: 1-372 (123 amino acids)
Source: RefSeq, a predicted model, not a curated record
AUGGCGCCGCGCGAGGAGAAUGUCUACAUGGCCAAGCUGGCCGAGCAGGCAGAGCGCUACGAGGAGAUGGUGGAGUACAUGGAGAAGGUCUCCGCCUCCCUCGAGGACAAGGAGGAGCUCUCCGUCGAGGAGCGCAACCUCCUCUCCGUCGCCUAUAAGAACGUCAUCGGCGCUCGCCGCGCCUCCUGGCGGAUCAUCUCCUCCAUCGAGCAGAAGGAGGAGUCCCGAGGCAAUGAGGACCACGUCUCCACCAUCAAGGACUACAGAUCUAAGAUCGAGGCCGAGCUCUCCAAAAUCUGUGAGGGAAUCCUCAAGCUGCUCGACGAUCGCCUCAUUCCGUCCGCCGGAAACGGCGAUUCGAAGGUUUUCUAA